UAUACAUCAAAGCUCUGUCUCCCAAGCACUGGGAUCAACUUUUUACCGUCUAUCCUGACAUGAUGAAGCAUAAUACCCUAUCAAAACUCUCCUAAUUACAUGGAAUCAUAUGCUUGGAAGCUGUGGGGAACCGCGGCACUUGACAACAUCUCGAACUCCCGACCGGCUAUCUCUUACUCACCGCCUGCUGUAUAAAGAUACACUACAUGUUGAACUUAACCAAGAUCCUUAUCUUGUGCUGUUGAUUCACUGUCACGACCAUCAGUGUCUAUACCACAGAAUUACCGAAUUCUAGCACUCGAACCGGUCGGAGCCUGGUAUACACAGUGUGCUCCUGAGAUGUGAAACCUAAUCAGGAAUUGUCAAGUUCUUUGGGCAAUCGAACGAUGACUUCGCAGCUGUCAUGUCUUGAAAACUUGCCGAACGAAAUCCUGGAUGAGAUUGUGAGCUAUCUUCCAGUGGCUACUCCCUCCGAAUACAACUUUCAUCAUACACCAGCAAUAUACUUCACAGCUUCCAGUACGCAGCAGAACUUGAAGAAUGCCGCACAAGUAUCUUCACGGCUGCUCGAGCUCGUGCGAUCAAGACUCUACGCGCAUUCUCGAUUCUAUCUCGAUGAUCUCUAUGACUUUCUCAAUUUCGUCACAUCGCACAGACUAGAACGCUAUAUUACCUCGCUUGUUGUGCUACUUGGGAAUGAUCCACCCCGCGACUUGGACAUUAACCGGUUGCUCCGACAUUUGUCCAACCUCAACCCAUUGCGGAUCACUGUUCUUGCACCACCUUCGCGGAUUGGGGCCAUGUUGAACACCAAGGCUCCGGAGGAGCAUAAUUGGGCGUUUCAAAUUACUCACCAGUUGUGUCAGUGGGAGCGAAGUGCCCUGCCUGAAUCCCCGGUCUUCACGACUAACCCGUCAUCCAAUCCGUUGGAUAUCAUGGCCUAUUCAUCACUCAGAUUCAAUGAGGGCUCCUCGCUCAGAGCGUACGCACAUUAUGAGUACUUCUUGUUCGAGGUUCCGUCAGUGCUUGGUAAAUGGGGUACAAUAGCCUCCAUGGGCAGCGAUGAGGAGAAACUUUCCAUAUCGCGCAGGCUCCGGCAUCUGACUUCAUUCAGCUACACCGCUAUAUUCCCCUUCUAUAAUCAUGUGAAAUUGGUCUUGGAUGCCCUGGAGCUGAUGAUGAACUUGCAAUCAUUCACCGUACAACUGGCCCCAUGCUCAGAAGACUCGGCCAUUGACCUGGCAAACAGAGGUCCCAUCGAUCCCAACGAUCCAUGGAUGGAGCUGGCUACGGGGUACGAUAUCAUCGCUCAUUCCAUCAUCGAGCUGGGACGUAGCGCUUCGCUUGUUCAUUUCCGCACCCUUGACUACCAAAACGAUGCACUUCGUGUUGAACUCAGCCAAUCGUUAGGCGCAAAGUUCAAAGAUACCGAAUGGGAGACGAAUGGCCAUGGGGAAUGGACCAAAACAGCAUCGAAUGGAGGAAUCAAGAACCAGUCCUCGAACACUGGUGCAUGAUAGCCUGAUCAUGGACUUUCCCACAACGCAAAAUUGCAAUUGAACCAUUUGCGAAGUUUCAUUCGCGAAGAAAAGCCUUUCGUCAUUUCUAGCACCAUAAUAGAUAAACCCCCAGCUUAAUCCUAUACAAUUUGGGUUGACAUUCACACUUCAUCACCCUUUCAUACCAUUGGUGUACUUUUUGGUCCGAGCCUGUCUGUUUUUGCCGCACCCCUACAUCCUUGCAACUCCCAUCAUUUUUUUAGAGUAGACCUCAUGCCGAUCUUCCAUUCCGGCAUUGUCUUGUCUCUAACGCUGUUCAAGAGUGUCUGGAGUACUGGAGCAUGCUCCUGAGCAGAAUUUGAUGCCUUACAUACCAGGCUUCAACACGUGCCGCAAUCUAAUCUGGACCCAUUCUUCGAUUCCACUCUCAUACACACACUAAUACCG
Molecule: messenger RNA, 1946 nt
Organism: Aspergillus aculeatinus CBS 121060
Lineage: Eukaryota; Fungi; Ascomycota; Eurotiomycetes; Eurotiales; Aspergillaceae
Product: F-box domain protein
Exons: 1
Coding region: 387-1517 (376 amino acids)
Source: RefSeq, a predicted model, not a curated record